AGAAAAGAGAGAAAAGAGAAAGGGAGGAAAGAGAAAGGGAGGAAGAGAGGGAAAAAAAAAGAAAGAGAGAGAAAAAAGAGAAAGAAAGAAGAGAAAAAAAGAAGAGAAAGGAAGAAAAGAAAGAAAGAAGAAAAAGAAAGAAAAGAAAGAAAGAAGAAAAAAGAGAAAGAAAAAAAAGAAGAAAAAGAAGAAGAAAAAGAGUAA
This is a messenger RNA of Racocetra persica, 204 nucleotides long. Lineage: Eukaryota; Fungi; Glomeromycota; Glomeromycetes; Diversisporales; Gigasporaceae. The record is from the annotation of a GenBank genome assembly.